Molecule: messenger RNA, 2778 nt
Organism: Capsicum annuum
Lineage: Eukaryota; Viridiplantae; Streptophyta; Magnoliopsida; Solanales; Solanaceae
Product: quinolinate synthase, chloroplastic
Exons: 7
Coding region: 329-2479 (716 amino acids)
Biological process (GO): 'de novo' NAD+ biosynthetic process from L-aspartate
Cellular component (GO): chloroplast
Molecular function (GO): quinolinate synthetase A activity; 4 iron, 4 sulfur cluster binding
Source: RefSeq, a predicted model, not a curated record
CGGCUGUAGUUAGGAGUCAACUUGACAAAAAGAGUCAUUAUAGAUACUGGUAUUUGUGCUUACAAUUUUCGCGGGUGAUUCGGUGGGUAUUUCGCCACAUCCCCUCCCCCCACACACACUAUUAAUUCCAAGGCCCUGCUCCCUCGCUCCCCAUCUCUCUUGUGCACGCCCCAUACAAAAUCCAUUUUUCCCUACCGCCACUUUACCCGCACUUCGAGAACACAACCUUUUCAUUUCUCACCUUCUUCUUCCUUCCCCCCCCCCCCCCCCCCCCCCCGGCCGUUUUCUCCUCUCUCUCUCUCCCUCUUCUUUCUAUCACAAUUCUGUUAUGGAUGCCGCAAAUUUAGCCAUGGUAUCUUCUUUUUCCAAAACCCCAUCUCCACUUUCUACUGCCAAACCCAUUACGAGAGCACCAUUUUCUGUUUUUUCACUGCCUUCUACCUUUAAGCCACUCGUAAAAUGCAUACAGAAGCCCUCCAAUUCAACCUUUACAUGUUCAGCCGUAACUUCUUUUCCUUCCCAUUCCGAUGUUUCUUCCUCCUCUUCUUCUUCAACGAAGCUAAAGCUUCUGAUUUCAGAAUUCAAAUCACUUGUCGAAUCAAUCGAUCGCGUGAAGCGUCUCUUGCACUACGCAGCACUUGUCCCUCCCAUGGAUGCGUCUCUUAAAACAACGGAGAAUCGAGUUCCAGGUUGUACUGCGCAGGUGUGGCUGCAUGUGAGUAUAGAUGAGGAAGGGAAAAUGAGAUUCUUAGCUGACAGUGAUUCGGAGAUGACCAAAGGGUUUUGCGCGUGUUUGGUUUGGAUGCUUGAUGGGGCGGCUCCGGGUGAAGUGUUGGCGUUGAAGACGGAGGAUUUAAAUGGUUUGAAUGUUGUCGGGUUGAACGGGAAAGGAUCUGCAUCUAGGGUGAAUACAUGGCAUAAUGUGUUGGUCAGCAUGCAGAAAAGAACAAGGGCUGUUGUAGCGGAGAGCCAAGGGAGGCCGCGGAGCGGGCCCUUCCCGUCUCUAGUAGUGACUGCUGAUGGUAUUCAACCUAAAGGGAGUUAUGCUGAGUCCCAGGCGAGGUUCUUAUUUCCUGAUGAGUCAAGGGUCCAAGAACUUGUCAAUGUGCUAAAAGAGAAGAAAAUUGGAGUGGUUGCUCAUUUUUACAUGGACCCUGAGGUGCAAGGUGUUCUUACUGAAGCGCAGAAGUUUUGGCCCCAUAUACAUAUAUCUGAUUCUUUGGUCAUGGCAGAUUCAGCUGUCAAUAUGGCAAAAUCUGGAUGUCAAUUUAUAUCUGUAUUAGGUGUAGAUUUCAUGUCAGAGAACGUGCGAGCGAUUCUUGAUCAAGCUGGAUUUCCAGAGGUUGGAGUUUAUCGGAUGUCGGAUGAACGCAUUGGUUGUUCUUUGGCUGAAGCUGCAUCCAGUCCAUCAUACAUGGAUUAUCUUGCAACAGCUUCAAUUUCUUCUCCAUCACUGCAUGUUGUCUACAUAAAUACUUCUCUGGAGACAAAAGCAUUUUCCCAUGAGCUUGUUCCAACUAUAACAUGUACUUCCUCUAAUGUUGUGCAAACUAUUCUGCAGGCAUUUGCUGAAGUACCUGACUUGAAGGUGUGGUAUGGUCCUGAUACCUACAUGGGCUCAAACAUUAUGGAAUUGUUCAGUCAGAUGUCCAUGAUGACUGAUGAAGAAAUUUCUGAGAUACAUCCUUUACACAACAGGAGCUCCAUUAAAUCUUUGCUUCCUCGACUGCAUUAUUUUCAGGAUGGUACAUGCAUUGUUCAUCACCUUUUUGGUCAUGAAGUUGUGGAGACGAUAAAUGAAAUGUAUUCUGAUGCAUUCCUUACAGCACACUUCGAAGUUCCUGGUGAAAUGUUUUCAUUAGCAAUGGAAGCUAAGAAAAGGGGCAUGGGAGUAGUUGGUUCUACCCAGAACAUACUAGAUUUUAUCAAACAAAGGGUACAAGAGGCCUUGAAUAGAAACAUUGAUGAACAUCUUCAGUUUAUUUUAGGAACGGAAUCAGGAAUGAUUACUUCAAUAGUUGCAGCAGUCCGUAAAUUACUAGGUUCUGCUGACCCCUCUUCUGGGGGAGGAAAAGUUAGUGUUGAGAUCGUCUUUCCGGUCUCAUCAGAAUCAGUGACAAGAACAUCUACUUUUGGUGAAAUGAGGGGUUCCUUGAAGGUCAAUGUUAUACCUGGAGUUGCAAGUGGAGAGGGCUGUUCUCUUCACGGUGGAUGUGCCUCCUGUCCAUAUAUGAAGAUGAACUCUCUUAGCUCAUUGCUAAGAGUUUGCCACAGCUUGCCCCAUAACAAAGCUGAACUUUCAGCGUAUGAGGCUGCGCGUUUCAGUUUGCAAACCCCAAAGGGAAAACAGAUUGCGGAUAUUGGCUGUCAGCCGAUUUUGCACAUGAGACACUUUCAGGCAACAAAGAGAUUGCCCGAGCAGCUUAUCAAUCAAAUACUUCAACCCUGUGAUAAUGGGCGAUCAGGCAUGCAUAAUUAAAAGAAAAGGUGGACCAACAUUGUUAUUUAGACAUGGAAGUUUACUUCCCUUAACUAUACUAGGAAAGGCAAGGCCUGAAGGAAUAUUAUGCCUGCCACAUUUUUUUGCUCGGUACAUGGAUUAUGCUGUGAGCAUGCCUUGGUUGUUCCGUUACUUUUUUCUUUUUAUUUUCACGUUAUUUAGCGUGAUAAUAGAUUUAUAGAUAGAGGAAAAUAAUGAACGAGCUUUGUUUGAGUUGUACCCCUUACAAAAUUUUGUUGGCAUUAAAAGUGUAGUUUCUAUUGUCAUGAUGCCACAAA